UUUUUUUUUUUUUUUUUUUUUUUUUAUCAGCCGGAUCUGGAAUGAGACAUGGCUAUCAAGUUUCUUUUACAAACCGUGCAAUUAUGAGCUGUUUGUGAAGCAAUCUCUCAAUAUGGAAAUGGCCAUUGUCAUGGCAAGGAAUGCAGGCAUGGACUGGAUACUUCAUCUUGACACUGAUGAAUUGAUACAUCCCGCUGGUGCUAGUGAAUAUUCUUUGAGGCAAUUACUACUGGAUGUUCCUGGGAAUGUAGAUAUGGUUAUAUUUCCAAAUUAUGAGAGUAGCGUUGAACGCAAUGAUGUAAAGGAUCCCUUUAGUGAGGUUUCAAUGUUCAAGAAAAAUUAUGACCACCUCCCAAAGGAUACAUACUUUGGCAUGUAUAAGGAAUCAACUCGUGGUAAUCCAAACUAUUUCUUAACUUAUGGAAAUGGGAAAUCAGCUGCUCGAAUCCAAGAUCAUCUUCGUCCUAAUGGUGCACACAGAUGGCACAACUACAUGAAAACCCCCAAUGAGGUAAAACUGGAAGAGGCCGCAGUUCUACAUUACACAUAUGCCAAAUUCUCAGACUUGACUUCUAGACGUGAUCGUUGUGGCUGCAAGCCCACAAAAGAGGAUGUUAAAAGAUGCUUUAUGCUGGAAUUUGACAGAUCUGCAUUCAUAAUUGCUUCAACUACAACUGAGGAGGAAAUGCUAAACUGGUACCAUGAACAUGUUGUAUGGGGUGAUAAAGAGCUCAAAUUGAAACUUUUGAGGAAGGGCAUUUUAACUCGCAUAUAUUCUCCCAUGGUCAUAAUACAGGCAUUAAGAGAGUCUGGUGUAUUCAGCUCUAUUAUUGCAUCUGCUCCAACAACUCUUUCAAAAGACAAGUUUUUAGCAUCUAUUAAUAAAAACAACUCAUCCAGAGCUGUUGCCUCUGAAUCACUACCCUCGAGAAAGAUCAAUAGAAGCAAAGAGCAUCAGGCAGCUACCAGGAAGAUCUUGGAUUUGGAAGCUACCACUUCUCAUGAAGCAGCAGUUCCACCACUGUCUCCCCCAGGAGUGAAUGAUCACUCACUUGUGGAAGUGUGAUCCAUAUAUUGACGCGAUUGCUUCUUCUUCUCAUUCCUGUUCAACUAGUCAUCAUUUUGGUCUACCUUGCUUAGAAGGGAAGAAUCAGGAGAGAAAAGAAAGAGCAAGCUCUGUGGCGAGUUACAUGUUGGUUCUUCCCGAUCAUGAUCCAAGCGCUUUGUGUACAUUUUAGGAUAGAGAGAUUUAAGUUCUGGCAACUUUGGCCGCAACCAGAAACAUGGCUCAUCAUUUGCAUCGUAUAGAAACCAGAGUCUUGACAAUCAGGGGUUUUAACUAUUAUUUCUUGAUAUUGUGGACAUUCAAGAUACUAAUUAAUGUGAGGAUUUCCAUUCCUUACCUUUUGUAUCUGAGGAAAUGUCUAAAUGAUUCAAUAUGAUUUAAGAUGAGCUAAUGCUAAUCUUGUUUCUUUAA
Molecule: messenger RNA, 1477 nt
Organism: Jatropha curcas
Lineage: Eukaryota; Viridiplantae; Streptophyta; Magnoliopsida; Malpighiales; Euphorbiaceae
Source: RefSeq, a predicted model, not a curated record